Molecule: messenger RNA, 255 nt
Organism: Aspergillus chevalieri
Lineage: Eukaryota; Fungi; Ascomycota; Eurotiomycetes; Eurotiales; Aspergillaceae
Exons: 1
Coding region: 1-255 (84 amino acids)
Source: RefSeq, a predicted model, not a curated record
AUGGACUGCAUCAAUCACCACAAGGCCGAGGCGUGCUUGGAACUAGGGAUUGCGCAGCACGGCCGCAAACUGGUUGCCGAUAGCCAGCUCAAGGCUGAUAAGUAUGUGUGUAUAUUUUCCUUCAUGUAUCUGCUCAAGGACAUUGCCAUUGAUUGUAUUCCGAUUCAGGAGGCAGGGUUUGCCACCAAUCCUUUUGAUAUAACUGGUCUGCUCUUCAACAAUCUGCUGGAGAGGGAGAAUGACGAGCGUUGUUGA